Messenger RNA from Pongo pygmaeus (Bornean orangutan), 3740 nucleotides. RefSeq names its product tripeptidyl peptidase 1 (gene TPP1). Lineage: Eukaryota; Metazoa; Chordata; Mammalia; Primates; Hominidae. Bases 226 to 1977 code for a protein of 583 amino acids. The transcript has 13 exons. Gene Ontology annotation, molecular function: serine-type endopeptidase activity; tripeptidyl-peptidase activity. The record is from RefSeq and is a predicted model, not a curated record. Gene Ontology annotation, biological process: proteolysis; central nervous system development.
ACAGCUAGGAAGAACCCCAGUCUGUGGGUCUCUAGAGCCUACUCACUUGCGGUGAUUCCCAGGGGACCAGGCUCAGGACUCAGGUGGGGAGCCCUGGGCUUACUCAGUGCUUGACUGGCCAGAGGGGAGAAUCCGAGUGGCGGCCCCACCCUUGCCUAGCAUUCAGGACCACCCAUGCAAGGGAGGAGCCAGCACCGUCACUAGUUACUAGGCGGAGGGGUAGUGAUGGUGGAAUAUAGAGCUCAUGUGAUCCGUCACAUGACAGCAGAUCUGCGGAAGGGCAGAAUGGGACUCCAAGCCUGCCUCCUAGGGCUCUUUGCCCUCAUCCUAUCUGGCAAAUGCAGUUACAGCCCGGAGCCUGACCAGCGGAGGACGCUGCCCCCAGGCUGGGUGUCCCUGGGCCGUGCGGACCCUGAGGAAGAGCUGAGUCUCACCUUUGCCCUGAGACAGCAGAAUGUGGAAAGACUCUCGGAGCUGGUGCAGGCUGUGUCGGAUCCCAGCUCUCCUCAAUACGGAAAAUACCUGACCCUAGAGAAUGUGGCUGAUCUGGUGAGGCCAUCCCCACUGACCCUCCACACGGUGCAAAAAUGGCUCUUGGCAGCCGGAGCCCAGAAGUGCCAUUCUGUGAUCACACAGGACUUUCUGACUUGCUGGCUGAGCAUCCGACAAGCAGAGCUGCUGCUCCCUGGGGCUGAGUUUCAUCACUAUGUGGGAGGACCUACAGAGACCCAUGUUGUAAGGUCCCCACAUCCCUACCAGCUUCCACAGGCCUUGGCCCCCCAUGUGGACUUUGUGGGGGGACUGCACCGUUUUCCCCCAACAUCAUCCCUGAGGCAACAUCCUGAGCCGCAGGUGACAGGGACUGUAGGCCUGCAUCUGGGGGUGACCCCCUCUGUGAUCCGUAAGCGAUAUAACUUGACCUCACAAGACGUGGGCUCUGGCACCAGCAAUAACAGCCAAGCCUGUGCCCAGUUCCUGGAGCAGUAUUUCCAUGACUCAGACCUGGCUCAGUUCAUGCGCCUCUUCGGUGGCAACUUUGCACAUCAGGCAUCAGUAGCCCGUGUGGUUGGACAACAGGGCCGGGGCCGGGCCGGGAUUGAGGCCAGUCUAGAUGUGCAGUACCUGAUGAGUGCUGGUGCCAACAUCUCCACCUGGGUCUACAGUAGCCCUGGCCGGCAUGAGGGACAGGAGCCCUUCCUGCAGUGGCUCAUGCUGCUCAGUAACGAGUCAGCCCUGCCACAUGUGCAUACUGUGAGCUAUGGAGAUGAAGAGGACUCCCUCAGCAGCGCCUACAUCCAGCGGGUCAACACUGAGCUAAUGAAGGCUGCCGCUCGGGGUCUCACCCUGCUCUUCGCCUCAGGUGACAGUGGGGCCGGGUGUUGGUCUGUCUCUGGAAGACACCAGUUCCGCCCUACCUUCCCUGCCUCCAGCCCCUAUGUCACCACGGUGGGAGGCACAUCCUUCCAGGAACCUUUCCUCAUCACAAAUGAAAUUGUUGACUAUAUCAGUGGUGGUGGCUUCAGCAAUGUGUUCCCACGGCCUUCAUACCAGGAGGAAGCUGUAACCAAGUUCCUGAGCUCUAGCCCCCACCUGCCACCAUCCAGUUACUUCAAUGCCAGUGGCCGUGCCUACCCAGAUGUGGCUGCACUUUCCGAUGGCUACUGGGUGGUCAGCAACAGAGUGCCCAUUCCAUGGGUGUCUGGAACCUCGGCCUCUACUCCAGUGUUUGGGGGGAUCCUAUCCUUGAUCAAUGAGCACAGGAUCCUUAGUGGCCGCCCCCCUCUUGGCUUUCUCAACCCAAGGCUCUACCAGCAGCAUGGGGCAGGACUCUUUGAUGUAACCCAUGGCUGCCAUGAGUCCUGUCUGGAUGAAGAGGUGGAGGGCCAGGGUUUCUGCUCUGGCCCUGGCUGGGAUCCUGUAACAGGCUGGGGAACACCCAACUUCCCAGCUUUGCUGAAGACUCUACUCAACCCCUGACCCUUUCCUAUCAGGAGAGAUGGCUUGUCCCCUGUCCUGAAGCUGGCAGUUCAGUCCCUUAUUCUGCCCUAUUGGAAGCCCUGCUGAACCCUCAACUAUUGACUGCUGCAGACAGUUUAUCUCCCUAACCCUGAAAUGCUGUGAGCUUGACUCCCAACCCCACCAUGCUCCAUCAUACUCAGGUCUCCCUACUCCUGCCUUAGAUUCCUCAAUAAGACACUGUAACUAGCAUUUUUUGAAUGCCUCUCCCUCUGCAUCUCAUCUUUCUCUUUUCAAUCAGGCUUUUCCAAAGGGUUGUGUACAGACUCUGUGCACUAUUUCACUUCAUAUUCACUCCCCAAUUCACUGCAAGGAGACCUCUACUGUCACCUUUUACUCUUUCCUACCCUGACAUCCAGAAACAAUGGACUGCAGUGCAUACUUCUCAAUCUUUGCUUUAUGGCCUUUCCAUCAUAGUUGCCCACUCCCUCUCCUUACUUAGUUUCCAGGGCUUAACUUCUCUGACCACUCUUGUCUUCCUCUCUCAUCAACUUCUGCUUCUUCAUGGAAUGCUGACCUUCAUUGCUCCAUUUGUAGAUUUUUCCUCUUCUCAGUUUACUCAUUGUCCCCUGGAACAAAUCACUGACAUCUACAACCACUACCAUCUCACUAAAUAAGACUUUCUAUCCAAUAAUGAUUGAUACCUCAAAUGUAAGAUGUGUGAUACUCAACAUUUCAUCGUCCACCUUCCCAACCCCAAACAAUUCCAUCUCGUUUCUUCUUGGUAAAUGAUGCUAUGCUUUUUCCAACCAAGCCAGAAACCUGUGUCGUCUUUUCACCCCACCUUCAAUCAACAAGUCCUAAUGACUGCACCUCUUAAAUAUAUCUUUAUCAGUCCACAAGUCCUUCCAAUUAUAUUUCCCAAGUAUAUCUAGAACUUAUCCACUUAUAUCCCCACUGCUACUACCUUAGUUUAGGGCUAUAUUCUCUUGAAAAAAACAGUGUCCUUACUUCCUGCCAAUCCCCAAGUCAUCUUCCAGAGUAAAAUGCAAAUCCCAUCAGGCCACUUGGAUGAAAACCCUUCAAGGAUUACUGGAUAGAAUUCAGGCUUUUUUUUUGUUUUUCCCCCAAUCAUAGCUCACAAACCUUCCUUGCUAUUUGUUCUUAAAUAAAAAAUCAUUUUUCCUCCUCCCUCCCCAAACCCCAAGGAACUCUCACUCUUGCUCAAGCUGUUCCGUCCCCUUACCACCCCUGAUACAAUUGCCUGGUUAAAUUCCAGAAUUCUUGCAAGACUCAGUUCAGAAGUCACCUUCUCUCCUGAAUGUUUUGAUUCCCUGAGGCUACUUUAUUUUGGUAUGGCUGAAAAAUCCUAGAUUUUCUAAACAAAACCUGUUUGAAUCUUGGUUCUGAUAUGGACUAGGAGAGAGACUGGGUCAAGUAAGCUUAUCUCCCUGAGGCUGUUUCCUCGUCUGUUAAGUGUGAAUAUCAAUACCUGCCUUUCAUAAUCACCAGGGAAUAAAGUGGAAUAAUGUUGAUAACAGUGCUUGGCACCUGGAAGUAGGUGGCAGAUGUUAACGCCCUUCCUCCCUUGCACUGCGCCCCCUGUGCCUACCUCUAGCAUUGUAACGACCACAUAGUAUUGAAAUGGCCAGUUUACUUGUCUGGCUUCCUUUCCAAGACCGUUGGUGCCUAGAGGACUAGAAUCGUGUCCUAUUUAACUUUGUAUUCCCAGGUCCUAGCUCAGGAGUUGGCAAAUAAGAAUUAAAUGUCUGCUACACUGAAAA